AGGAUAAUGGGGAGUAAUGAUGAAUGCAUUUCCAUUUGCUGCAAAGAGAAUGUUAGACAUUCUCGAUCUUUUUAAACUGAGACAAAAAGGCUGCUUAGAAAUGAAGAGUGAAUUAGGGGCUACGGAGACCCAGUCAAAUUUUAGAAGGGAGAGAGAAAAGAUAUUUUCCUCCCCUAUAGUUUCUGGUGACCAUGAGGGCAUGGCUGGGGCACCCCACUCAAUCCAUAGUCUGCAGAUGGAAUCUUGGGAAAACUGACAAAAGUCCAGGAAAGGGGACCGCAAGAUGCUCCAAACACAUUCACAUCUGCCACUGACACUUCAGACGCCAUGGGAUCCGCUGCAUCACGUGACCCAAUGGGCACAGCCCCAGUCAAACCAGCAGCUUUUCCAGUCACUGGAACCAGUGGUGUAGCCCAUGGGCUGUGAAGUCAGACCUGAAUUUACAUCCAGUCUCUAAUCAGGGCCAAGAAGUCAGAACAUGGCGGUGAGCGAUGGAAACAGUGAUUUUGUGGGUCUGGGCAAUGGCAGCGUGACAACCAGUGCUCCCACCCUCGGUGCCGUCCCACCCUGUGACGGGGACCUCGCCACCCAGCAGCUUGCAGCCAGAGAGGCCCUGAGAACUAAAGUGAGUCCGAACGGACGCCUGCAGGUCAAUGGCACCAUGAAGUCCUCCUUUCUGCCCAUGGACAGCCACCAAAGAGCGCCCGCCAUGCUGUCCCCAUGCUGUCACCCGUGCCCAUUCCAUCGGCCCCUGGCCGGCCAGAGCAGUCACCCAGAGGGCCGGCCCGAGGCUGGCCCAGCCACGCCUUCUGCUCUGGCCUCAUGCUGCUUGCAGCCACACUCCGAGUAUUCUGCACCUCUGUGCCCCGGCCAUACGCCCGUCUACCAGGCUGCGUGCUGCCUGCAGCCCCCUCCGUCCUUCUGCCUGCACCACGCAUGGCCUGGCCGUUUCCCACACCAGCCCGGGCAGCCGCACGUGGCCAGCUUCAGACCGUGCAGACCUUUCAAAUUACCAAGAAGCUACGCGUCCCUGAUAGCUGACUGGCCCGUGGUGGUGCUGGGUAUGUGCACUGUGUUCAUCGUCAUCUGCGCCUUGGUUGGGGUGUUAGUGCCUGAGCUUCCUGACUUUUCUGAUCCACUGCUGGGUUUUGAGCCAAGAGGGACUACAAUAGGCCAGAGACUGGUCACGUGGAAUAACAUGGUGAAAAAUACAGGAUACAAAGCAACAUUAGCAAAUUAUCCUUUUAAAUAUGCAGAUGAACAAGCCAAAAGCCAUCGGGAUGAUAGAUGGUCGGAUGAUCACUAUGAAAGAGAGAAAAGAGAAGUUGACUGGAACUUCCACAAAGACAGCUUUUUCUGUGACGUUCCGAGUGACCGAUAUUCCAGAGUAGUAUUUACUUCAGCUGGAGGGGAGACACUAUGGAAUUUACCUGCCAUUAAAUCAAUGUGCAAUGUAGAUAAUUCAAGGAUUAGAUCCCACCCGCAGUUUGGCGACCUGUGCCAGAGGACCACGGCCGCGUCCUGCUGCCCCAGCUGGACACUGGGGAACUACAUCGCCAUCCUCAACAACAGGUCGUCCUGCCAGAAGAUCGUGGAGCGAGACGUGUCUCACACCCUGAAGCUGGUGCGUGCAUGCGCCAAGCACUACCACAACGGCACCCUGGAGCCCGACUGCUGGGACGCAGGCGCCAGGAGAAAGGGGCAGCUCAAGUGCACGGGUGUGCCUCGCAAAUGCACCAAGUACAACGCAGUCUACCAGAUCCUGCACUACCUGGUGGACAAGGACUUCCUGACCGCACAGGCGGCCAGCCCCGCCAUGCCGGCUCUCAAGUACAGCAUGCUCUUUUCUCCCACAGAGAAGGGGGAGAGCAUGAUGGACAUCUACCUGGACAACUUCGAGCACUGGAACGGCUCAGACGGUGUUACCACUGUGGCGGGCAUUGAGUUCGGCAUCAAACACAGCCUGUUCCAGGACUACCUGCUGACGGACACCACCUACCCAGCCAUCGCAGUCCUGCUGGUCCUCCUGGUCAUGUGCGCCUACACCAGGUCCCUGUUCAUCACACUGAUGACCAUGUUCGCCGUCAUCAGCUCCCUCAUCGUCUCCUAUUUCCUCUACCGUGUGGUGUUCAACUUCGAGUUCUUCCCUUUCAUGAACCUCACCGCGCUUGUUAUUCUGGUUGGAAUUGGUGCAGACGAUGCGUUUGUCCUAUGUGACGUGUGGAGCUACACCAAGUUCGACCGGCCGCACGCAGCGACUGCGGAAACGGUGGGCAUCACUUUGCAGCAUGCGGCACUGUCCAUGUUUGUCACCAGCUUCACCACAGCCGCCGCCUUCUACGCCAACUAUGUAAGCAACAUCACUGCCAUCCGCUGCUUCGGCGUGUACGCCGGGACUGCCAUCCUGGUGAACUAUGUGCUGAUGGUCACAUGGCUCCCGGCCGUCGUCGUCCUGCACGAGCGCUACCUCCUCAACAUGUUCAGCUGCUUCAAGAAGCCACCGCAGCAGGUCUUUGAGGGCAAGAGCUGCUGGACAGUGGCCCACCGGACAUGCCACAGGGCGCUGUUAGCUAUUUCAGAAGCCUCGCGCAUUUUUUUUGAGAAGGUGUUGCCAUGUAUCGUCAUUAAGUUCCGCUACCUUUGGCUGCUGUGGUUCCUGGCCCUGACCGUGGGCGGGGCCUAUGUUGUGUGUGUGAACCCCAAGAUGAAGCUGCCAUCCCUGGAGCUGUCCGAGUUUCAGCUCUUCAGGCCCUCCCAUCCCUUUGAGCGCUACGAUGCCGAGUACAAGAAGCUCUUCAUGUUUGAGCGUGUCCACCAUGGGGAGGAGCUGCACAUGCCCAUCACCGUGGUCUGGGGCGUGUCCCCAGAAGACAACGGAGACCCCCUGAACCCCAAGAGUAAGGGGAAGCUUGUGCUGGAUGGCAGCUUUAACAUCGCAAGCCCGGCUUCCCAGGUCUGGAUCCUGCACUUCUGUCAGAAGCUGAGAAACCAGACUUUCUUCUACCAGACGGAGGAGCAGGACUUCACCAGCUGCUUCAUCGAGACAUUCAAGCAGUGGAUGGAGAACCAGGACUGUGACGAGCCUGCCCUGUACCUGUGCUGCCGUCGCUGGAGCUUCCCCUACAAGCAGGAGAUCUUCGAGCUGUGCAUCAAGAGGGCCAUAAUGGAGCUGGAGCGAAGUACCGGCUACCAUCUGGACAGCAAGACCCCAGGGCCGCGGUUCGAUGUCAACGAUACCAUCCGGGCGGUCGUGCUGGAGUUCCAGAGCACCUACCUCUUCACACUGGCCUAUGAGAAGAUGCACCAGUUCUACAAGGAGGUGGACGCGUGGAUCUCCCGGGAGCUCAGCUCAGCCCCCGAGGGCCUCAGCAAUGGCUGGUUCGUCAGCAACCUGGAGUUCUAUGACCUCCAGGACAGCCUCUCCGACGGCACACUCAUUGCCAUGGGGCUGUCCGUGGCUGUGGCCUUCAGCGUCAUGCUGCUCACCACCUGGAAUGUCAUCAUUAGCCUGUAUGCCAUCAUCUCCAUUGCCGGGACCAUAUUCGUCACUGUCGGCUCUCUCGUCCUGCUGGGCUGGGAGCUGAACGUCCUGGAAUCUGUCAUCAUCUCGGUGGCUGUCGGCCUAUCCGUGGAUUUUGCUGUCCACUACGGGGUCGCUUACCGCCUGGCUCCAGACGCUGACCGGGAGGGGAAGGUGAUCUUCUCGCUGAGCCGCAUGGGCUCUGCCAUUGCUAUGGCUGCGCUGACCACCUUUGUGGCAGGGGCCAUGAUGAUGCCAUCCACAGUUCUGGCAUACACCCAGCUGGGCACCUUCAUGAUGCUCAUCAUGUGCAUCAGCUGGGCCUUUGCCACCUUCUUUUUCCAGUGCAUGUGCCGCUGCCUCGGGCCGCAGGGCACCUGUGGGCAGAUUCCACUGCCCAGGAAGCUGCAGUGCAGUGCGUUCUCUCACGCCCUGUCCGCAACCCCUGCUGACAAGGGACAGAGCAAAGCACGUGCCGUGAGUGAUUAUCACUUUGACCCCAGGGCCCAGAAAUCCGACGUGGAGCAGGAGUUUUACGAGUUAGAGCCCCUGGCGUCCCACAGCUGCUCCACAUCUGAUAAGGCAGCUUAUGAGGAGACCCACAUCUGCUCCGAGUUUUUCAGCAGCCAGGCCAAGAGUCUGGGGCUGCCUGUGCAAGCCGCUUACAGUCCGAGCUCCAAACAGGAAACCAGCCCCGUCUCCUUCCCGCCCGCUCUAGAGCAGCACACCCUGUGUCACUUCUUCUCUCUGAAUCAGCGGUGUCAUUGCCCAAACGCCUACAGACACUUGAGCCCCAGCCCGCAUGCUUGUGCACAGGCAGGCGAUGGCCUGUGCCCCCGAUGCGCUGCCGCCAGCAACUUUGUGCACGUGCAGAAAGCCCCCGAAGGCUUUGUAUGCGCUGUCCCACACAUCCGCCACUGCCCCUGCCUGCAGGGCAGAGCCCGACAGCUGGGAGUGCAGACCCCCCUGCCCACAGGCCUCUUUAUCCACCCUGUGCAGCACGUGCAGGUCCAGGAGAAAGUCGGCAAGGCCAGUGUCCAUGGUGUCCAGGGCACAGAGGAGCCCGGUCCACAGACCCCAGAGCCUCCAUCCUUUGUCCACAGAAGCCCCGGGUCUUUACAAAAACGCAGCUGUGAUCCCGAGAACAGCCAAAGGGGACUAUCCAGAGACAGAGACCUCAGGAACGUGGAGGGCAGCAGAGGGGCCAGGAACAAGGGCUUGGGUCCGGGGGGUCCGGCAGAUGAGGCAGAAAGGAAAGCUGAGCCAUGCCUGUCACAGGACUCCGAAUAUUUAAAUCAGAAUGAACCAAAACCCGUGUUUAACCACUGCACAGGGGACUCCCGGUGCUGCCCUAAUGACCCCCAGAGCUGUGGCCGAGGGGUCCAGGUGACGUGCGGGUGUGCAGGCCAUCAGAUGCUGGAGUGUGAAGCCAGCAUGCCCCCUGCACUGACACACUCAGAACUUUCUAGUGAAAGUUUGUUAAUAAAAACACUCUAAUAAAUACAGUGUUGAAAUUCUAAA
Molecule: messenger RNA, 5041 nt
Organism: Lontra canadensis (Northern American river otter)
Lineage: Eukaryota; Metazoa; Chordata; Mammalia; Carnivora; Mustelidae
Gene: DISP1
Product: dispatched RND transporter family member 1
Exons: 11
Coding region: 479-5017 (1512 amino acids)
Cellular component (GO): membrane
Source: RefSeq, a predicted model, not a curated record